GUUGAUUACCUACAUCUUCGUCUACGAAGACCUGAUAUCCCUGAUCUGUGGUGCCAUUAUCAUCUGGUACUUUGCUGGCAGCUUUGAGAAGAACGUGGGCACUGUGAAGCACUGCUUCCUCACCCUCGCCUUUGCUGUCCUCUCUGCCCUCCUCUACCUCUUACUUGAGCCCGUUGUCUCGAGGGUGUCAGAAGUGGAAGAUGCCAAAGGAUUCAUGCCAGUAGCUUUUGCUACUCUGGGUGUCUCCACCACCCGCUCACGGAUGAAGAGGACUCUUUUUUUUGGGGUUAGAGUCCCAGUGGUGCUGGUGCCCUGGUUUAUGCUCUGCAUUGCAUGGUUUAUCCCUCACUCUUCUCUCUUGAGUAACCUCUGUGGGCUUUUAGCUGGGGAAGUCUAUGGUCUUGGCUACUGUUUCUGCUUGGAUUUUCCAGAGUCGCUGGGCUCUAAGCUGGACCGGGUGUUCCCUUUCAGCCUGCUAAAGAGGAUCCCAGGGCUGAAAUACAUCCCAGGGUCCUCAGCAGAGAGAAGAGCCUUGGAAAGCAGCAAGAUUAACCCUUCACCAGGCACUUACCCCACCCAAACCUACUACUGCUCUUCGCCUCCGGCUCUUCCUGCUUUCCAGAUGCAGCAUCCCAGUGUUCAGAGCCAGGGAUUUCAACACAGCUGUGCUCCAGGAUAUG
This is a messenger RNA of Nestor notabilis (Kea), 680 nucleotides long. RefSeq names its product rhomboid domain containing 2 (gene RHBDD2). The record is from RefSeq and is a predicted model, not a curated record. Gene Ontology annotation, molecular function: serine-type endopeptidase activity. The transcript is spliced from 3 exons. Gene Ontology annotation, cellular component: membrane. The annotation marks the transcript as partial. Lineage: Eukaryota; Metazoa; Chordata; Aves; Psittaciformes; Psittacidae.